This is a messenger RNA of Tricharina praecox, 327 nucleotides long. RefSeq lists its product as uncharacterized. The transcript has 2 exons. The annotation marks the transcript as partial. Lineage: Eukaryota; Fungi; Ascomycota; Pezizomycetes; Pezizales; Pyronemataceae. The record is from RefSeq and is a predicted model, not a curated record.
AUGCAGCCAAUCACCAACAUCGUCUCCGCCGGCGCUGCGACCGAGGAGGAUACCACCCCCGUGAACUACGGCGAUGGCUACCACAUGUGCGUCAUCUGCUAGAUUCUCACUGGAUCCUCGGUACGGCCGGAUCAAGUUUCACCUUUGUCUUUCCUUCGCGACAAUCGAUCGAUCUUCACCGCCAACUUUUCUUUUCGGGUAUCCAACGGCUUUCUUGGGGUAGUGGAGGGUAGUAGGGGAGGCGCAGAAGGCUGUCUUUUGGUUAUUCGAGCAAGUGGACUGGAGGUGCAAUGUUAAAGAUGUAUAGUAAAGGGCUAUUUGAGAUGG